AUGCAGACGGUCAUCCCGACGACGGAGUCGACGUUCCACACCAUCGCCCACAUCCAGCCCACGCGCUGCGUGUGCCGGGUGCUGGUGUCCGUGACCAAGGAACUGGUUGCUGGACAGCAAGCUGAAGCGGCUGCGCAAGAAGGCGUUGGUGCUGAUGCCGGUUAUACCGCAAGCACGGGCGCUGCUUCGGCAACUGCAAAUGCUUCUGCUGCCACUGCUUCUUCUGCUUCUUCUGCUGCCGGCGGCGAUGGGCCCGUCGACCUCAGUGCCCACGCAGUGCUUGAAGGACCGCGCAAGGCCAUGGCGGCGGCGUCAGAGGUGGUGCUGCUGACCACGUGCAAGAGGCUGUUCCCGGCCAAGGUGAAGCAGGCCGUGUGGGAGGUGGAGCCAUACCAGUACCACACCAUCAGCGAGACGCUGCCCGCUGUGCAGCUGCACGCGGAGAUUCGCGAGGGAAGCAUCAACAACGACCGCGACAUGAACGCCGAGAGGAGCGGCCCCCUUGCGGUACAACGAGGCGCGCGUGCCCACCACGUGCUGCAUAUGGUUGCGCCAAACUUUGCACCCGAGUUUGGCAACACGGUGACGCAGACGGCUGCGGACCUGACGACGGCGUACCGCGCGCUGCUGACGACGACGCGGGACAACAACAUUCGCUCGCUCGCCACGUGCGCGCUCGGCUGCGGCGCUUUCCGCUGCUCCCCAUACGCGUGGACCGCGACGGCACGUUCGUUCUUCGACACCAUCCGCGUGACCAUCAUCACCAAGGACGUGAGCAUGCUGUCGGCGUUUAAGCAGCUGUUUGAGAAGUACCAUGGCGAGAAGUGGCUGUACACGGGGCCAACGUACACGGAGCCGCCCUCCAAGGCGGAGCUGGACAACAAGGCGGCGUGGAACGGGUUUACGCACGACGCGACGCUGCUGAUUGAAAACGCCUUCAACAAGCACUGGGCUGCCAUCGCUGCCAAGCGCAAGCGCAGUAAUGCUGACAACGAUGAUGAUGAUGAUGGCAAUGGUGGUGGUGAUGGUGAUGAUGAUGAUGUUGGCAAUGGUGAGAGUGAUGAUGGCAGUGAUGGCCAGAGCGGCAGCAUCGGUCAGCACAAAGGUGUCGCUGCUGGCGGCGUUGCUGUGGAGCAUGCGCGUGAGAUGCCCAAGGAGAUGACAAAGCCGUGCGGGCGCUUCCCCGACAAGUACCUGCACAAGGAGCACUCCAAAAUGAGUGAGGAAGAGGACGCCCACGCGGUCGCCCAUGCCCGUGCAACCGCGGCUGCGGAGGAUGAGCGCAACAUGCGCCGGACGGUUGAUCCAGAUGUCCUGCAGUGGUGGCUGGAAUACAAGAACCGCAAGGCGUGGAAGUCGGCAAGCUUCUUCAAGUUCAAGAUCCAGUACACGACCAACACCCCCGGCAAGCUGGUUGACCGCUACUUCACGGUGGCCUUCCAGGACCACUGGGUUGAGCGCGUGCGGCGGGUGGUGGACGAGCAGCGGUCGAAGCUGGAGCCACAAGCCCUCUUUGAGUUUCCUGACGGCUGGCACAUGCGCGGGGGCCAGUUGCUUGUUGACGUGACCAGCGAGGACGAGCUGGGCCACGUGCGUGCGCCCCCUGUUGGAGCCGCUUCGCCCACGAAACCUGCGCGUGCAGCGUGUGCAGAACGUGCCGCUGUUCAAGCGGUACUUGGAGAGCGUGCACCGCGUGUACUGGCGCCCGCGCCACCAAGCCUGUCCAACGACAUUGCGCCGCUCUCUGGCAACGACAACGACGACUGCAACGUGCUUGUGCAACGUCUGCUGCACGUCAUCUGCAGGAGCGAGCUUGGCCUGACCAUCAACUACGCCAGCGCGGAGGGCUACUUUGUCUCGGGCCUGUACUUCAGCCGCGACCCGUCGUUUGCUGUCAAGUGUGGCCACCACAAGGGCAGCGCAACAGACAAGAACGACACCGCCAGCGAGCGGCGCCCGAGUGACAUUGCUGUUGCUGCUGCUGAUCAUGAUGUCGCUGCAACUGCUGUUUCUGCUGCUGCUGCUCGCCAUGUUGCUGACGAAGGAGAAGGAAGCGGUCGAGCUGCCGCUGGUGAAGGGACCUCGGGUGGUGCUGAGAGUCCUGGUGGACGCAUGACUGCUUUUGCUGCUGCUGGGAGCGUGUUAUACGAUGUCGUUUGCGGUUUCGACGGCGAUACGGAGAUGUUUGUCAUCUACGACAACGGCAUGUGCUACCCAGAGUACAUCAUCUCCUUUGACGAUGAUGCUGUUGAUGUGCAGGGGGAAGUGGACGGGGACGAAUCAGAGGAUGCGGAAGAAGAAGUAGUCGCGCCAGUUAUGCUGGAGCGAGGGGCAUGCGACUCACGACUGGGGAUGAGGAUGGUGGUGAUGGUGAUGGUGAUGGUGACGGUGAUGGUCCGCCACGUGAAGAUGGCGAUCAAUCACAACGACCUUCACCACCCCAAAAACAAUGUUCCCGGUGAUGGUGCUGUUGCUGAGAAUAACGGCUACGGGGCGUACGGAAUCAGAGGUAGCCCCCACCCCAACAACAGCCCCAACAUUAACAACAACAACCACAACAUUCUUGGCAAUGCCAGCUGGGACAUGCGCGAGGCCCAGUUGCUUGUUGAUGUGACCAACGAAGACGAGCCGAGCCGCUUGCGUGCGCGCCCUCUGGGAGCCGCUUCGCCCCCGAAACCUGCGCGUGCAGCGCCCGCGCCACCAAACCUGUCCAACGUCAUUGCGCCGCUCUCUGGCGACGACUACAACGUGUUUGUGCAUCGCCUGCUGCACGUCAUCUGCAAGAGCGAGCUUGGCCUGACCAUCAACGACGCCAGCGCGGAGGGCUACUUUGGCUCGGGCCUGUACUUCAGCCGCGACCUGUCGUUUGCUGUCAAGUAUGGCCACCACGAGGGCAGCGCAGCAGACAAGAACGACACCACCAGCGAGCGGCGCGUGUAUGUCGAUGUGUCGACGCCCCAGUCGAAUGUAGUUGCUGAUCAUGGUGCUGAUGAUGAUGUCGUUGCAACUGCUGUUGCUGCUGCUCGCCAUGGUGGUGACGAAGGAGAAGGAAGUGGCCGAGUUGCUGCUGGUGAAGGGACCUCGGGUGGUGCUGAGGGUGCUGGUGGACGCACGACUGCUUCUGCUGUUGAUGGGAGCGUGUUGUACGAUUCCGUUUGCGGUUUCGACGGCGAUACGGAGAUGUUUGUCAUCUACGACAACGGCAUGUGCUACCCAGAGUACAUCAUCUCCUUUGACGAUGAUGCUGUUGAUGUGCAGGGGGAAGUGGACGGGGACGAAUCAGAGGAUGCGGAAGAAGAAGUAGUCGCGCCAGUUAUGCUGGAGCGAGGGGCAUGCGACUCACGACUGGGGAUGAGGAUGGUGGUGAUGGUGAUGGUGAUGGUGACGGUGAUGGUCCGCCACGUGAAGAUGGCGAUCAAUCACAACGACCUUCACCACCCCAAAAACAAUGUUCCCGGUGAUGGUGCUGUUGCUGAGAAUAACGGCUACGGGGCGUACGGAAUCAGAGGUAGCCCCCACCCCAACAACAGCCCCAACAUUAACAACAACAACCACAACAUUCUUGGCAAUGCCAGCUAACU
Messenger RNA from Salpingoeca rosetta, 3581 nucleotides. RefSeq lists its product as uncharacterized. Bases 1 to 3579 code for a protein of 1192 amino acids. Lineage: Eukaryota; Choanoflagellata; Craspedida; Salpingoecidae. The record is from RefSeq and is a predicted model, not a curated record. The transcript has 10 exons.